AUGAUUAUGUAUCCUUUUGGGGGGAAGAUUUUUCUGGGUAUUUUGAUAUUUGUCCUGACAGAAGGAAGCCUUGUAUCAUUCUCAGAAGAGAUGCAAGAACCCAGGAGCUCAUUUUCCGGCCUUCUGCCUGAAGAAUCUGCAAGUGCUUCCCUGCUUAUCGCAAGGGGACAGCUAGACGGUAGAGAACCUGGGAGAAGAUGGUGGCUUAGAAGGCGCAGGCAGCGAUCCGUUCUGUUCCCAAAUGGAGUAAAAAUUUGCCCAAAUGAAAGUGUUACAGAGGCUGUGGCAAACCACGUGAAGUAUUUUAAAGCCCGAGUGUGCCAGGAAGCCAUCUGGGAAGCUUUCAGGACUUUUUGGGAUCGACUUCCUGGACAGGAGGAGUAUCUUUACUGGAUGAAUUUGUGUGAGAAUGGAAUCACAAGUAUAUUUGAAAUGAGCACAAAUUUUAGUCAGUCUUUGGAACACAGAUGCUUAAUCAUGAAGAAACUGACUUACAUAAAGGAAACCACAAGCAUUUCCUGUAAGGACCAACCCUCUGGACCUGAACUGUCACCUCCAGCUCCUGUUGGUGAUACCUCGAUAUUGGAAGGUGCUGCUCCCAGUGUUCCAUAUCCAGGGGUGGCCUCCUAUGAAGAUGUCUCAGAGAGCAGCUUGCAAUCACCAGAGGAGAGUAUCAGCAAUGAAAUUGAGAAUGUGUCAGAGGAGCCCACAAAACCAGCAGCUGAACAGGUGGCAGAAUUCAGCAUCCGACUACUGGGGAAAGAAUACAGCCAAGAACUGCGGUACCCCUCCAGCGCCCUCUACCGGCGCCUUGAGGAAGAAUUUAUUUCAGAGGUUGAAAAUGCAUUUACUGGGUUACCAGGAUACAAGGAUAUUCGUAUUCUUGAAUUUAGGUCCCCUAAAGAAAAUGGCAAUGGUAUAGAUGUUCACUAUGAAGUCACCUUCAAUGGUGAGGCCAUCAGCAAUACCACCUGGGACUUGAUAAGCCUUCACUCCAACAAGGUAGAGAACCACGGCCUCAUAGAAUUGGAUGAUAAGCCGACUGCUGUUUAUACAAUCAGCAACUUCAGGGGUUAUAUUGCUGAGACACUGCAGCAGAAUUUUUUGAUGGGAAAUUCCUCUUUGAAUCCAGAUCCAGAGUCUCUCCAGCUUAUCAAUGUGAGAGGAGUUUUGCUUCCCCAAACAGAAGACCCCAUUUGGAAUACCCAAAGUUCAAGUUUUCAGGCAACACCAUCCUCUAUUCUGGAUAAUACCCUUCAAGCUGAAUGGCCCUCAGCAGAUGAAUCUACCACCAGCAAUAUUUCACGACUUGAUUUCAGCUCUGGUCCUCCUUCAACCACUGGCAGGGAACUCUGGUCAGAAAGUGCUUUGGGUGAUUUAGUGUCUACAACUAAAUUAGCCUCUCCCUCUAAUGUGGUCCUCAGUUCUUCCCCUGAGGGUUUAGAGGGUAGCAGCUUGACUCAUCAUUCUGUUACCCCAGCAGUGCUUCAGAUUGGCUUCCCUGUGGCUUCUAAGGAAAGGACUUCUGGAUCUUCUGUAUUAGAAGAUGGAUUAGCCAAUAUUGAGGACUCAGAAGAUGUUCUUUCUACUAAUCCAUCGCUUUCAAGUUCAUUCAUUCAACUGAUGCCUAAAGAAACAGUACCAUUGAUGGACGACUCUGGCACGACUCUUCCAACAUCCUCACCGUAUCUGGCCUCUUCUGUUAGGGAAGAUCUUGAUAAAGACGUAGCUAUACCUUUUGGCUUAGACUCCUUGUCCUCCAAAGUCAUAGACCAAUUGGAAGUAAGCCCUUUGUUUCUAGACACCUCUGUGGACAAAGAAUUCAUAUUUGAAAGUGGUUUAGGUUCUGGAUCUGGGGAAAAUGUGGAUCUGAUUACAUGGCCACGGAGUGAGACUUCAUUAGAGAAGAGCACUGAACCACUGUCAAAGUCACAGCCUGAGGAUGAGGAUUCACUCUGGCCAACUGAGAGUAUAGGUGAAAAACUACUUAUAGAUGGCAAAGUAGAUUCCACAGACCAAAUUAUUGAACAUUCAGAACAUAGGUCUGAUGAUAGAGCCACAAAAUUUUCAGAGGAAGAUUCCCUUAGUGGAUCCACUAUACCCAUCUUUGUAGAGUCUGCAACCUAUUCUACAUCUCUAAUUUUUUCCAAGCACACAUCAGAGGUACCUGACAUAGAUUCUUAUUCUGUUACCAAAGUGCCUCUUUUACUGGAAGAUACUGAAAUCUCUGCUUCUACUGGGGAAACAGAUCAAGUGAACACCUUCCUGAAGGAGGAUGUGGAGCAAACAACAGAGUCCUCUAGUCACAAAUGGCUUGACAACAAGGUUUCAGUGACAAAGCCAGACAUGCAGCCUAUGCGGACCAUAUUGCCAGAAUCAGGUACAGUUUGGGCAAGAACUUCUUCCCUAGGGAAAUUGUCCAGAGACACAUUGGCAAGUACACCAGAGAGUAGUGACAGACUCUGGUUGAAAGCUUCCAUGACACAGCCUACUGAAUUGCUGCCAACCACCAGCUCCACCCUGCUGGAGGAUGAAGUAAUAAUGGGUGUGCAGGAUAUUUCAUUAGAACUAGACCGGGUAGGCACAGAUUACUAUCAGCCUGAGCUAAUCCAAGAGCAAAAUGGCAAGGUUGGUAGUUAUGUGGAAAUGUCUACAAAUGCUCACUCCACAGAGAUGCCUAUUGUGGCUCAGCCCACAAAAAGAGGUGACUGGAGUCACAUCCAGACCACAGGAACACUGGUGGUUUUCUUCAGCCUCCGAGUGACAAACAUGAUGUUUUCAGAAGACUUGUUUAAUAAAAACUCUUUGAAAUAUAAAGCCCUGGAACAAAGAUUCUUAGAAUUGCUGGUUCCCUAUCUCCAGUCAAAUCUGUCAGGGUUUCAGAAUUUGGAGAUCCUGAAUUUCAGAAAUGGCAGCAUUGUGGUGAACAGCCGGAUGAAGUUUGCUGAGUCUGCACCUCUGAAUCUCAACAGUGCUGUGUAUAUGAUUCUGGAAGACCUUUGCACUACUGCCUACCAAACCAUGAACUUGGAUAUUGACAAAUACUCCCUGGAUGUGGAAUCAGGCGAUGAUGCCAACCCUUGCAAGUUUCAGGCCUGCAAUGAAUUUUCCGAGUGUUUGGUGAAUCCCUGGGGUGGAGAAGCAAAGUGCAGAUGUUACCCUGGGUACCUGAGUGUGGAUGAACUGCCUUGUCAAAGUCUCUGUGACCUACAACCUGACUUCUGCUUGAAUGAUGGAAAGUGUGACAUUAUGCCAGGGCAUGGGGCCAUUUGUAGGUGCCCGGUAGGUGCGAACUGGUGGUACCGAGGUGAGCACUGUGAGGAGUUUGUGUCUGAGCCCUUUGUCAUUGGCAUCACCAUAGUCUCAGUGAUUAGCCUUCUCCUCGUCUCGUCUGCGGUCAUCUUCCUUGUGAAGACACUUCAAACUCAGAAUGACAGGAGAGAAGGAGAGAGGCCUACCAGCUCUAGCAGGAAGCCUGACAGCCUGUUAUCUGUUGAGAAUGCUGUGAAGUACAACCCUUCAUUCGAGAGCCACUUGGCUAGAUGUGAGCACUAUGAGGACCCCUAUCGCCAGCAUCCCUUCUAUAUCUCUGCCAGUGAAGAGAUGAUUGGUGGUCUGAGCAGAGAAGAAAUCAGACAGAUGUGUGAGAGCAGUGACCUUUCCAAAGAGGAAAUUUGA
Molecule: messenger RNA, 3678 nt
Organism: Nannospalax galili (Upper Galilee mountains blind mole rat)
Lineage: Eukaryota; Metazoa; Chordata; Mammalia; Rodentia; Spalacidae
Gene: Impg2
Product: interphotoreceptor matrix proteoglycan 2
Exons: 19
Coding region: 1-3678 (1225 amino acids)
Biological process (GO): visual perception
Molecular function (GO): heparin binding; hyaluronic acid binding
Source: RefSeq, a predicted model, not a curated record